GGAUUUCUUACCUAGAGGAUCUGGUAUUGUAACCAGACGACCACUUAUCUUACAAUUGAUUAACAGUACAACUGAAUAUGCUGAAUUUUUACAUUGUAAAGGUAAAAAGUUUGUGGAUUUUGAUGAAGUACGGAAGGAAAUCGAAGCAGAAACAGACAGAGUUACAGGCAGUAAUAAGGGUAUUUCUAACAUACCAAUAAAUUUAAGAGUAUAUUCACCUAAUGUUUUGAAUUUAACAUUAAUUGAUUUACCUGGCCUCACAAAAGUACCAAUUGGAGAUCAACCAGUAGAUAUAGAAGCUCAGAUUAAAGCUAUGAUAUUUCAGUUUAUCAAAAGAGAAAACUGUCUUAUAUUAGCGGUAACACCAGCAAAUACUGAUUUAGCAAAUAGUGAUGCUCUUAAACUUGCUAAAGAAGUAGAUCCUCAAGGUGUACGUACAAUUGGUGUUAUUACAAAGUUAGAUCUUAUGGAUGAUGGUACUGAUGCAAGAGAUAUUUUAGAAAACAAAUUAUUACCUUUGAGACGUGGAUAUAUAGGUGUUGUUAACAGGAGUCAAAAAGAUAUAGAAGGUCGAAAAGAUAUAAAAAAUGCUCUGGCAGCAGAAAGAAAAUUUUUCUUAAGCCAUCCAUCUUAUCGACAUCUAGCAGACAGAUUAGGAACACCAUAUUUACAACGUGUAUUAAAUCAACAAUUAACAAAUCAUAUCAGAGAUACUUUACCAGCAUUAAGAGAUAGAUUACAAAAACAAUUGCUUACAUUGGAAAAAGAUGUAGAACAAUAUAAACAUUUCAGACCUGAUGAUCCUGCCAUAAAAACUAAAGCUAUGUUACAGUAAGUAGUUUCUUAAUAUGUAUUAC
Messenger RNA from Apis florea (little honeybee), 857 nucleotides. RefSeq names its product dynamin-1 shibire (gene shi). The record is from RefSeq and is a predicted model, not a curated record. Gene Ontology annotation, molecular function: microtubule binding; GTPase activity; GTP binding. NCBI's taxonomy places the organism in Eukaryota, Metazoa, Arthropoda, Insecta, Hymenoptera, Apidae. Gene Ontology annotation, cellular component: synapse; microtubule; plasma membrane. Gene Ontology annotation, biological process: receptor internalization; synaptic vesicle budding from presynaptic endocytic zone membrane.